UCUCCCAGUAGCACUGUGUAAUAUCCCAUGGACAGUGUGCUGUUGGCUAGAGCUAUAGGCUGCCAGGCUGAGUAUGAGACUCUGAGCUCUAUGAUAUGACAUACGUUAGAAGUGAUAUCCAACACAGCCUUUCUAAGUACCCCUGAUUAUCUGCACUGCAGCUUCUCCGUUUGUACAUUUUAAAUUAAUAAUAAGCACUUGUGGGUUCACAAACCACCUGAAAUAUUAAUCAUUAACCACUUUGCCAGGCCAGCCAGUAUAACACCGUGUAAACAAGGCUCGGGACCGGUCUCCCGUCACUAAUCCUGUGUCCCUCAGUCCUGUCACCAAACAAGGAGAACAGGUCCUGCCACACCGGUGCACAGAAUGGCAUACUUUCUUUCUCUGGCAGCACAGAAAGGGAGAUAAGGGUAACCAGAGACGCUUGCCCGGACAGGGAAGUGUAGCGGGGAUUUUUCCCAGGCGCAGUCUGGCAGUAGUUCUGUGAGAAGAAAGCAGAGAAGCGCGACGACCAGGGGCCGAGCAACCGUCCACUGCAGAGCUGGACGCCAACAGGUGCGGCCGAGCACCAGGAGCCAAGGAAGCGGGCGAGGACUGGGAGAAAACACAUCAGAGACAACACAGGAAGGCCGUUUCAGACCUGCCAAAGGAGUCACUCAAUCCUGUAACCAAUGGCAACGGUCCAGGCUUUGCCCUUGACCCGAGACCCCAGCAAGAGCAUUAGCGCGCUUUACCCAACAUCCUCUUUGGUGUCCGCCGGCUGCAUUAUGGGUAGUGUAGGCAGCCUGAUCGAAAAGCCAGACAUCUCACCCACUAAAAGCCAUAGAGCGGUUCCUCAAGUGGCAGAGCGUCAGAGCAGUGGGCUGCUCAGAAAGGGCUUUAACCAGCAAGAGCUGCUCAACUACCUCAACAUCACCAGGAAGGAGUCAAAAGUAGGAAAGCGCAUCAUCUCGGGGACCUCCUCCAUCAAGAGGGAACAUUCCCGGGAGGAGGAGAACGUCUACAAGGUCUACCACAGAGACGGCAAAGAGCUGGAUGUGGGGAAGAACUCUCUCCCAAUCGGUGGCAAGUUUGACAAGCCUCGUUUUAGACCUUCCGCCUUCAAGCUGGUGACGCCGAAGAGCUUCAGUUCCAUGCAGAACCUCUACCCGUCCAAGCCUGAUGACCCAGCGAACAGCAUGCACCUAUCCGGCGGCAAACCAUCAAGCAAAUCUCUCUCGACUUCCUCGUCUUCCUCCUCUCCCUCUCGAGCAGGCACGAGCGCCAACAAGGGCUCCCUGGUGCCACCCCGUGGUCCAAGCCAGGAAGAGGAGACCACCUCGGACUCGGGACACAACUCCAUAAACAGUCUUCCGCCCUUCCGCCCACACCUGGGCCAGAUCAGCGCCUCCAUGGGCCACAUUGACCACAUCGGUUCCCUGGACCGGACGUUGGGGGGAUCCAGAGGUGGGGCGGCUGCGGGUACGGGGGGGGCGUCAUGCCGCAACAUGGCCGUCCUCGGGCGGGUGCCGGGCUACGGCAGCAGCGCCCCACCCCAAUAUGAGCUGUCCCACUCCAUGGAGGAGAUGGUCAGGGAGCUGGAGGAGCGGCUCCAGGAGAAGGAGCAUGAGCUCCGGCAGAUGAGGAGGAACUUGGAUGAGAGCGAGGACGCAAUCGCACAGGUGUUUGAGGGGAAGCAGCGUCUCUGGGAGAAGGAGGUGUCUGAGUUGAAACAGCUGUAUGCCACCAGGCUGCGGCAGGUGUCCCAGCAGUCUCAGCGCUCCCAGCGCACCCUACAGCUGCAGCUGUUCAAGGCCCAGCAGGAGCGCAGCCGGCUGCAGGAUGAGCUACGCACCUUGCGCCUCGAGUGCCAAGGCCUGCAGAGCCGCACGGGCCCCGCCCAAAGCCAAAAGCUCCACCCCCAGCUCGAGGAGACCCAAUGGGAGGUAUGUCAGAAGGCAGGUGAGAUCUCCCUGCUGAAGCAGCAGCUGAGGGACUCUCAGGCCGAGGUGGCACAGAAGCUCGGCGAGAUCUUCCUGCUCAAGACGCAGCUGCGGGAGAUUCGGGCCGAGGCACACGCCAAGGACAGCCAGAUCGACACGCUCCAACUGGCCCUGCAGGCAGCACGCCACGAGGACGUCCGGGCUGGGGGCGAAGGGGGAGGGCCACCCGGCACAGAGGAGCGGCUCCGGGCCGAGCUGCUCCUGGAGCGCCGGCAGAGCGAGGCGCAGGCCGCCGCAUUUGAGGCUGAGCGCAACACCUGGCAGGUGGAGAAGGAGAAGGUGCUCCGCUAUCAGAGAGAGCUGCAGGCCAGCUACCUGGGGAUGUACCGCAAGAACGAGAGUCUGCAGAGAGAACUGCGCCAGCUCGAAGGAGGCGGGGCUGAACUGGGCGUGACUCGGACAGGGGGUGCGGAAGAGGGCGGGGCUAUAGAGGACGAAAACGCUCUCCCCAGCCUUCCGUGGAUUGAAAGGACCGAGUCUUCCGAAAUCUGAACGCCUGCAGAAAUCUGACAGACUCUAAAUGAGGAGAGUGAUAAGUGCUGGCACUCAACCUGAGAUGGUUUACAAAGUGUCACGUGACUUUCUUCAGGCAUUUACAUUUGAAUCAGCUGUUGAUUUGUAAACCAAAAUGCGUAAAACACUGAGAUUAUUUACGAAUGUUAUUUUGAUAAAAGACUCAACUUCCAUUCCAUUCAUAAACAUCAGCAAGAAAACAAUGAUGUAUUAGAUAUGCUUCUGUUACCUAAGCAUACUCCGUAAAAACUGCAUACCAGGUUUCAAAACAACAUAGUUACACUGCUACCCUGCCUUCUACCGGAGACGUGAUGAAGAAAGCCUCUCAGCCGUCUUGUCGGCGGCGACCAGCCUCGGUCCGGCCCACUUCCAGUUCUUCUUUGUUCAUACUCGUGUCUGAUCGCAGGGAUUGGUUGUUUGUGUCUGCCACAGACUGUUUUAAAACUACCGCACUACCAGACUGAUUUUUACUCAGUCAUUCCCCCCACCCCACCCCCCCAAAGAGAAAGCCAGCGAGGCAAGCCACAGAAAAUAAAGGGAUCCUUCAGGAAGUAUUCUAGCAGGCAUGGCACACUUUAAUGUAGCACCAGUGUAAAUUGCUAUCCUUUCACAUUAGCGCGAGAGAACUGCUAACAGCUGCAGGUAGGUCCUGACAUCAAGUGCUGUGUGUGCGCUUUAGUUUCACAUGCCUUCAUAUGCCAGCUAGGUUCCUUUUACAGGGAGGGCCAGGUUCACUGUUGUUGGCAGGGGAGAGGGGGGGUGUUUUGUUUUUGUUUUUUUUAACCCAGAUCUUAUUAAGAGAUUUGGAAGGUUUCCCAUUCAACCCUUGCUGCCUGCUUUAGCACUGAGAGACUUAACACUCCUCUGCCGCUGGGUUUAAACGCAGUCCAGUUUUUAAAAACUGAUAAAAGUCUUUUUCUAAAAACACAAGCUUGGAGCACACGCACACUGCUCUCGUUAGUAGUCACCUACGUUCCUUAGACUCACAGACUGUAGCUCAUCUUGGUUCUCAGUUCUGGAGCCUCCCUCAACCCCUUUAUUACCAGUAACGUUCUGACCGGAGGACCACUGCUAACCACCUGUGUAGUGAACUCAGCAGUGAUAUCAAAGUGGAAGGGGUGUGGUAGGGGCAUGAUAAGGGCAUGGUAGGCUUGUCCAGAAGAUAAAACUAGUUCCCAAGUUACUGGAUCUUACUUAAAUAAUGCUGAUAUGGUGAUAACUACUGGAGUCAAUCUGGGAUUUUAUAUAUUGAUUCUAUGUGUAUAUACUACUAUAUAUAACUGUCAAGUCGUAUAGAGUACACCUUGGCAUACAUCAUUGAAAUUGCCUGACUGAUUUUAUUUUAUGUAAUAAAGUGAAAUAUUUGUCGA
Messenger RNA from Electrophorus electricus (electric eel), 3865 nucleotides. It is a transcript of the gene n4bp3, whose product is annotated as NEDD4 binding protein 3. Gene Ontology annotation, cellular component: cytoplasmic vesicle. The record is from RefSeq and is a predicted model, not a curated record. Lineage: Eukaryota; Metazoa; Chordata; Actinopteri; Gymnotiformes; Gymnotidae.